AUGAAACGGUCUAGUGGUGAUCGCUUUGGUAGUGGUAGUAAACGAACACGAAUGGACAGCUAUGAAGAGGCAUUGGCUAAUGGUAAAUACGAACUGAGGUUGGUAGUGACGAGCCGAGGAGCUGGUGGUAUUAUUGGACGAGGAGGCGAAAAUAUCAAACGCCUCCGCUCUGAGGUACUUUUAUUAAAGCUACUCAUUAUCAUUUCAACUGGAGCUUCUCAAAGAAAUGAUUUCCUUUUCCUGAUAAUGUCUUCGAUUCCAAGAACAGCGAACAAUUUUGAGACCUUUUUUGCUUGCAUCGGCGUUAGCCUUUUGUUAUUAGGCGGAAUAGCGAGCAACUUGAAUAACGAAAUUGUGAAAAUAGUCCAAAUUAUUGCUCAUUUGCAGUUCGAUGCGAACCUGACCGUCCCAGAUAGCCAGACGCCCGAACGGGUGUUGACACUCACUGCUACAACGGAGAACAUCGCUAACUGUUUGCGUGAAAUUAUACCCCGUCUCGAUGAAAAUCGACAAGAUGAGCGUGAUCGACGAGGGAAAAAGAGGAAUGGUGAAAGUGAAAUUAAGGUUCUAGUGCAUGAAUCACAUGCAGGUGCCGUCAUAGGUCGUAGUGGAUCAAGAAUAAAGGAACUUCGCGAAAAGACUGGAGCACAACUAAAAGUUUUCUCACGUUGUGCACCGCAAUCUACAGAAAGGAUCGUACUGUUGAACGGCGAAGUACAAAAAGUUAUCGACUGCAUUAACAUUAUUAUCGAUGUUUUGAAGGAGAUUCCGAUAAAAGGUCCUGUCAGGCCUUACGAUCCAAUGUAUUAUGAUCCAGAUAUCGUUAACGAUUAUGGUGGGUACGUCCCUGAUCGUAAUUUCAUCUCACGUGUUGGUCGAGGAAGAGAUUAUGGAUAUAGUGGUGGGGGCAUGAUAUCUCCACGAUAUCAAACAAGAGAUGAUCGGUAUAGUGGAGUGAGAGAUAUAAUAGAUCGCUAUUCACCUCUUCCAUCUGUGCAAACUACGCAGGUAACUAUUCCUGAUGAACUUGGUGGUGCUAUAAUUGGUAAAGGUGGGUCGCGUAUCAACCGAGUUCGUGAUGAGUCAGGAGCUCAAAUUGAAGUUGAACCCCAUCGUGAUAAUGGUGGUGAUCGUAUAAUAACAAUUACUGGAACACGAGAACAAAUUGAAUCAGCACAAUAUCUGUUGCAGCAGUGUGUACGCACAUCGGAAGCUGGAAGACGUUAUCUCAGUGAGCAUUAG
Messenger RNA from Thelazia callipaeda (thelaziosis nematode), 1242 nucleotides. Lineage: Eukaryota; Metazoa; Nematoda; Chromadorea; Rhabditida; Thelaziidae. The record is from the annotation of a GenBank genome assembly.